Messenger RNA from Schizophyllum commune H4-8, 1640 nucleotides. RefSeq lists its product as uncharacterized. The transcript is spliced from 2 exons. Bases 316 to 1515 code for a protein of 399 amino acids. The record is from RefSeq and is a predicted model, not a curated record. Lineage: Eukaryota; Fungi; Basidiomycota; Agaricomycetes; Agaricales; Schizophyllaceae.
CCCGGAAGUGGAUGAAUAGACGCUGUGUAUGUCAUGACCUGGGCUGGAAUGGUCAAAGCGAAGGUCAUACGCGCUGGGGUAUAAAGGAGGGCGCUGUGGCAAGCGGGCUUGUCACUUUCCACCCCACAUCUGCUACCAGAACCGAGUGCAUCGCAUCACGCACGCCCGCCCUGCUUGCUCAUCUAUCUCUGCUCGCAUCCCUACCACUGCGUGCACCUCUACUACCGCUCAAGCAGCCACUGCGACCUAUACGCAUACCAAGUUCCAACCAACGAGCACAACUAGCGAACAACUACUACUACAACCCAGCGCACGAUGUCGUCCACCAACCUCAUGAACAACCUCCCCGCACGCCUGAUGCGCAUGUCCCCGUCGACCUCGUCCGACGAUGCCACAAGCGCGCCUAGCGAGGCAUCCACCAACGCGCACAGCGAAGCGUCGACUGGCGCGACCACUCCGGCGACUACCCCCGCCCCCGAGCUACUGAAGGUCCCCGCAGCCUCCCGCGCGGGCACCCCGCCUCCUGCCAACGACAUCGCCCCCGCUUCUAUCCACGGCGCUGACACCGCGUCCGCCAACGAUAUCACACCCACUUCCAACAACGAUGACGCCCAUACCCCCGCCGUUGCAACCACCCCCGCCCCUACCACCUCCGCCCGUUCGACCCCCGCGCCGACGCGCGCUGCCCGGCGCAGCGCGCGCAUCGUCGAGAAGUCGCGCGCCACCACGCCGAGCGUGGCUGGCAGUGCCGCCGGCAGCACCAGCUCUCGCGGAAAGAAGCGCGGCGUGAGCGCCGUAGAGGCCAAGUCGACGAAGCGGCGGAAGACGAGCGAGGAGAGCAGCGCGACGGGCGAGACCACUGAGGACGACGCGGUAGCAGUGGAGCCCCCCACGAUCGUGGUCACUCCAGCGUCAGCAGCGGAGCCCAAGACGAAGACGUCGCGCGCGCAGGGGAAGCGCAAGCGCACCGACGACGAGGAGGGCGAGGAACACAGCGAGGGCAGUCCAAAGGAGAAGAAGGCGCGCGCGACGAAGUCGAGCAAGGCGAAGUCGACGCCGAAGGAGACCAAGACGACGCGGAAGAAUGCGAAGACGAGCCAGAGGACGAGGUCCCCGUCACCAACUCCGAGCGAUUCAACACCACCAACCCCUAGCGCGUCCGAGCCAGUACCCUCGUCGAUCUCGAUGUUGCUUGCUGCAGCUUCAUACCUCGCUGCGCAGCCUACCUCCUCCACCUUGCCAUUGCCCGUCUCUACUUCUUCGCUCGCGCCCCUACCUUCAGCACCCGCCUGCCCUUCUCCCUUGCGCACCUGCACGACACUUUCCACCGACGCGCCCGACCACUACCACUACGACGAGCCCGUCCUCCGCGCGCGAAACGAGUUCUACAACGAGGAGACGCGCAAGCGAAACGACUGGAUCUGCGGUCACUUGCCGUGCGGUGCGCCUUUUGGUGUGAACUCGAUAGAGAUGCUGGCGGAGGUGUUCAUUCUGGAUGAGAAGUGGCGGGCAUAGAUGUCAGACGGCCAGUACGAUACCAUAGAUUUCCUGCUUGUUUUUCCUUUUCAUCUCGUCUCUUCUCCUAAUCAUCUUCUGCAUUCGAAUUUAUCUGUGGAUUCCCGUUCAGCCUCGUCCCCGUC